AGCACGUUAUCAUGACCCAAGCAUUAAACGCCAAUCUGAUUGGCCGAGGCAACACACCAAGCAUUUGGCGCCUGUUUGGCUUUGGUUUCAUGGAAGCAAAGGCCGCUCUUCUCUGUUUAGCCAAAGCGUUUUAAGCCGUCUCUGGAUCAAACCAUCGGUUUCCACUAAGUUGAAGUGUCCUUUUCAUUUUGGAUGUGGAUUGAGGUAUCCUGCCUUUUUAAGGAGCUAAACAAGGUGGUGUGCAGUGUCCUUUUCAUUUUGGACGUGGAGUGAGGUGUCCUGUCUUUUGGGAGCUAAACAAGGUCAUGUACGCAAGGGCUGUUUGGAAGGAGGGUGAACAAGAGGAGGAGGGUGUAGUUCCUGACAAUUGGAUCGACAGGAACAAGAGAACCCUUAGAUGGCCACAUAAUAUGAGCACCACAAAAACGGAAAGAGCUCUAAGGGACAAAAUUAACCCCCAGGAUGACUGGAUGACGUUCCCAUUAAUCAAAAUAAAAAUGACUUCAGCUAAGCGUUGUGAAUGCAACAACUACAACCUGACCAGUCAGGCAGAGGAGGACGAUGAGGAUGAUGAGGGGCUGAUUAAAUUGAUGAGAAAACGCACUAAAAAAGGACCUCCGGAUGGUUUUGUAAGAAAUGAAUUAACAGAUUCAGAUGAGGUGGAGAAUGUUGGGGGUGACAAUCUGCCCAAAUGCCCUACUCCACCAAGGAAGCUGCAGUCCAUUCAGGACCCCAACAUGAUGCACAAUGCUUCCUCUGAAGAUGAAGAUAUGUCUGUCCAUGCGGAGCAUGCUGACAGUUCUCGGGGCAGCGAAAUGUCCACUCCUCACUCUGGACAUCGAUCCUCGACCCACCAAGUGAAGCCUGCCGAUAGAUCUCGUGGUAGGGAGAUGACCGCUCCACACUUGUCUGGCCUGGUGGAGCGUGCCAAUGGAUCUCGGGGAUGGGAAACAUCGACACCCAACUUUCAAUAUGCAAGCACAGCACCUCGGCACAGAUACCGGUCGCCAUCCAGAUCUCGUAAUGCAACAAGAGGUUGUGCCAGGGAUGGCUAUCGCUCCAGGUAAAGAAACAGGAUAAGGCACAG
Perca fluviatilis (European perch) is the source of this 1087-nucleotide messenger RNA. RefSeq lists its product as uncharacterized. Bases 306 to 1067 code for a protein of 253 amino acids. The record is from RefSeq and is a predicted model, not a curated record. The transcript has 12 exons. NCBI's taxonomy places the organism in Eukaryota, Metazoa, Chordata, Actinopteri, Perciformes, Percidae.